UUAUUCCCGCAAUCGAUUUAUUCAAAAUGGCUUUGAAGAAAAAUAUAUCAGUAUUUGAAGGAGAACAAUUGUAUACGCUUGAAAUUCUCAUUGAUCGUUUAAAUUUAUAUCCCGAAAAGAUUAUUAAUAAUGGAGAGUGCGAUUUGAUGGUACGUAUAGGCUUCGUCGAUCUCAAACCUGUCGAUAUCAUCGCUGUGGAAUCAAUCAAGGUUAAUAACAAAAGGAAUAAAAAAAAUCGAUUUUCUGAUGAGUACAUCGGUUGCGAAGGCAAGACAUGUCUGCUUGUUCGGACACCGAAUGAUUUAAUACGAUCUGUAAAAUCGACUCCUCUAAGUAUUGAAGUGUACUGGAUUCCUCGCGGGGAGGACCGUAAUCCGCGAGAUGAUUCUGGACGUGUUCUCUGCGCAGCAACAGCAUUUUUACCAAAAAGUUUCUACGAUUGCAUAGCCGCGGCGAAGAACAAAAUAGACGGCCUAUCAAAAUCGCAUAUGUUAACAAAGAGUUACACUUUGACCGAUGAGGAUGGGAAUCCGUGCGGAUCCACAUCGAUGUGCCUAAGACUGUCGUGUUUCGGAAGCUCUAUUAUAAAUCAUCUUACGCUUCGCGAGAAGUCAUUCAUACUUCGAGGAUUUCCUCUCGGUUGGAAGUUUCCUUACACGAAACUGUCCGACGAAGAUGUAAACGAUGAGAAGUAUAAGACAAAAUGUAACGAUAACACAUCGUUGUUGUACAAAAUUCUAGAUCCUACAUAUUCGAAAUCAUUACAUAAUCAGGAUGAUCGUAUAGAAACAGAAUCCGUGCUGACGAGACCGAAAUCACCACUUCGUAUAUCAAUGAAUCAGCCAGGAUUCGAAAAAUUAACGAGCGCCGAGAAAUUGAACGAUCACAAGUAUCGUGGUUUAAUUUACGAGAUUUAUCCUGACGAGCCGACUUGUUCGUGUCUGCCGACAGAUCGAUCGACGCAUCCAAUGAUGUGUCGUUCCGGAUGCGUCCGUUCUUGUUGCAUGGCUUUGAGAAAUCCCGAUGCUCUGAAAAAUUUUCCUUCGCUUGCUACGGUUGCUCCCGAUAAUUUAAAAUCAGAUGAGGAACAAAACGUAAGUUAUCAUGAUGACACUAGGAGGAUGAGAGGUGGUGAAGAUACAAAGAAUGAUUACUUAAACAAAACGUGGGACGAAAAAUAUACGUGGCACGAGAAUGACGUUAAUUUGAAAAAUCGCGUAAUGGGUGGAAGUGACUGUGGCGCACCAGCCUAUGCGUUUUCCGAAGGAACGACCGUCAUAUAUGAGAAGAGCAAGGAAAGGGGCGCUAACUCACUGUGCAGAUCCCGACCAAGAACGGCGGACGGAAUUAAAACGGCGGACUGCAUUUGUUCAGGAAAAGUUUCGUCGCCUUGGAAAACGAAUGCGUCUAAGUGCACGAAAAAACCGUGUGUGGGCGCAGAUUGUAUGAUUCGCGUGUUCAAGGAGGCUCAAGAAUUCGUGGAUUCUCUCGGCAAAGUGCCAGGUCUGGUAGGUCUCGGCUUGAUGGACCCAUCCGAGAGUCCUUAUUUCGGCCGAGACAUACAGAAAGAUUACGCCGUUCAAGAAACACCAAGCGAGAGAAAACGAGGAUAUCCCGUCUCGGUACCGCCAGCAUCGACAAUUCAGUGUCCUGCUCCUUGUAAUACGCAGAUUGGCAAACCCAUCACCAGCAUCCACUCCUCACCUUACAUUGCAUCCAGUUCUAUAACGACAGCGAUUCCAGGACGCACUGGUGUUGUACGCGAGGCAAUACCCACGUUACCACCGGAAGCGACGUUACUUCCGAUCGCCGUCAAGCCAAAAAAGAAGGAGGACAAGAAGGAAGAGAAAUUAGAAAAGCAAAAAGAGCUGGAUGUUACAACCUCUGUGCCGCUAGACGUCGAUGUUGGUCCUUGCGGUGAACCGAAAUGCAAAUCUCGCCGGAAGAAACACAAAGAUGACCGAACGGUGCCACACGACGUCGUGGUUGAGGAAUCAGAAAAAAAGCUAAUACAGUCAACAGCCCCCAGUACGAUCGCCGCGAAGGUUACUGGCAAAUUCAUCGAAAAGGGACGAUAUCCGAAGGGUAAGCCAGGUCCGAGUGGCGACAGGGGGGGUCCUAUCAAGGUUAGCAGACGAGUAAUGCAAUACGUUUAUUCCAUUGGUGAUGUCUACCCUGGGACUAUUUACGGCCAUAAGAAUUGCCUCGCUCCACGAUUUAGGGUACCGGCUAACAUGGGCUGGCUGUGGAAUACGAGCGCAACGGUGGACAAGCUCAAGCCGCGAAUUGGUUGGAAGCCAGGCGCGAUCGGGCGUUACUUGUACGAGUUGUUGAAGGAAGCAAAGGGUGCUUCCACGCUGGAGGAUUAUCGGGGGACGAAAUCGAUACCCUCGCGCGCUAGCUUGCGACGCGGCAAGGUUCAGGCGUACAAGAGCCUGAGCUAUGUGUCGCAGGUAAAGAAGGAGAUCGAAGAGGAUGCGGAACCGCCUCCGACCCUGCACAUUCACCGUAAGGACGGCACGUACUACGUGACGAUGUACCCGAUCAGGCAAGAGACUGGGGACGUGUCGCAGCUGGAGGAGCCGAUGAAGCCGCUGCAAUUCAAGAUAGCGCGGAACAAGGACGACGCCUCCGUCGCAUCGAGCUCCACGGCGUCGGACAUGGAGAUUGAAUUCUCGCCACCGGCGGCGGUCAGUAGGUACCGCAGGAAGCCCGAUGUGAUUCACGUGGACACCCAGGUCAGGCAGCAGGAGAUUCUCGAUGCGUUUAAACUGACGACGGUCGACUCGCCGAAACCGAAGGAGAGGAAAGGCAAGAGGGAAAGGAAGGAAAAGAAGUAAUGAAACCGCCCUGCCUUUUCUCCUCCCUUUCCUCAUUAUUCCCGGCACGAUCGUGAAAGGAAAGCGCAGCUUUAUCGGAGGCGACAUCUGCAGGUGACGGCAGACACCGCUUGCGCGUAUCCAGAGUUUGCUAGGCUAUCGACAGGAGUUAAGGUUAAGGGAAAGGUCUGCUCGUGGCUUCGUGUUCCCGGUAUUUUGAUUUGACAGGGGAU
This is a messenger RNA of Wasmannia auropunctata (little fire ant), 3052 nucleotides long. RefSeq lists its product as uncharacterized. The coding region runs from base 27 to 2840 and encodes 937 amino acids. NCBI's taxonomy places the organism in Eukaryota, Metazoa, Arthropoda, Insecta, Hymenoptera, Formicidae. The record is from RefSeq and is a predicted model, not a curated record. The transcript has 2 exons.